Fibroporia radiculosa is the source of this 414-nucleotide messenger RNA. RefSeq lists its product as uncharacterized. The transcript is spliced from 2 exons. Gene Ontology annotation, cellular component: membrane. The record is from RefSeq and is a predicted model, not a curated record. Lineage: Eukaryota; Fungi; Basidiomycota; Agaricomycetes; Polyporales; Fibroporiaceae. The coding region runs from base 1 to 414 and encodes 137 amino acids.
AUGCCCGUACCAUGGAGUCGCCUUGUCAACGCUGCUAUCGUCAGUGCCCUCAUUGCCAUUGGUCUCAGCUACCUUUGUCCACCCAUACUCGGAACAAUAGGCUUCACCCCAGGAGGUGUUGCGGCAGGGUCCAUGGCCGCUGGAAUUCAAUCAUCAAUCGGCAACGUGGUUGCAGGAUCCAUGUUCGCAAUCUGCCAGAGCAUUACCAUGGGUGGCAGCAUUCCCUUCCUUUGGAUAAUUACAUCGGCGACAGCUGCAGCAGGACUAGGAGCCCUGAUUGGAUGGGUCAGUGGUCCAGACAGGGGAGACAGCACCAGUCCGAUGAGCCGUUUCUGGAGCCGGAUUCAGAGCACAGCACGCAGUAUAUUCCAGGAGUCCAGCUAUAUGUGGAGGAAGAUUUGGCAAUGGUUGUAG